CUAAUUUGCCCUCUUUUCCUUCCACUCAGAAUGGCACACAUAAUAAAAUUCGUGAAUAGCUGGUUUUGGUGGGAGAACAUCUGGAUGCCUGCCAACUGUAGCUGGUCGGACUAUGAAGAUCGCAAUGGAUACAUCUUUCCGAAACCACACCAGUUAUUGGUCACAAUUCCAUAUGCUUUUGGGAUGUUGGCUAUUAGGUUCUUUGUUGAAAGGUAUCUAUUUCUCUUUUACUUUUAUCUAUUGCUUUUCCAAAGCUCCAAGAAUGCGAAGGCAAUGGGAAGAUUGCUUCAAAUUGCCCGCAUGUAGUUGUAAUGUUACGAAGCUGUGUGUAGCUUCAUUAGAAUUCUUUCUUGUUUGGUUUUGAAGCCUCUUGAAGUAAGUGCCUUGCUCCUUUUCCCCAUUCUGUUUCUAGCUGAAUAGAUUUUUGUAGCAUUGAGGUGAGGAGCUUAUACCUUAGACCACAUGCCUCUCAAGGAGCGGCUCAGGAUCUAAAACUGAGGUGUGGCCCAACCUAGAGCAGGUUACCGCAUAUAUUAUUAUUAUUAUUAUUAAAGAUAAGGUGGUGUUGAAAGACAAAGAUGAAGGCAUAUGUAAAGAAAGAAAUUGAGGGAUAAAAUACCAUAAAACAAAAGUUGCAUGCAUUAAUUCACAGUAAUAUGCACCAAGAUAGGCAUCAAUGGCAGAUAUUAUUAUUAUUAUUAUUAUUAUUAUUAUUAAUAAUAAUAAUAAUACCUCACCCAUCCUUCUGGGUUACCCCAGCUAAGGCUGACCUCACUACUUUAUUUAUUCAUUUUAUUUAAGUUUCAGCAAUGGAAAUGAAGUCUUUUGCUAUUGUACUGUCAUGUCUUAAAAUAUUUACAGAAAAAUGAAUGAAGAAUAUAAUAUUUCAACUUUGACUUCUUGGGAGGAGGGGGAAGUACAUGGAAGCACCUGCCCAGAUCAGGGCUUGGCUGAAAGCCAGGAAGGGGUGAAGCCUCCAGUUCUCCUACCCAGGCCAUCAGUCUGAUCUGCUGCAUUGCUGAAGCAACAUCUCUUGGCCAUACACCAGGCAUCCUUCUCUGGAGAAAUUAGCUGGAAAGAGAUGGGAGCAGUUAUAUAUACGGAUAUAUCAGAAGCAGUUUGUUUGGCAGGUGUGGAACUGCUAUGCUAACUUCUUGGCAGGUGCGUGCUGCUACUUAUGAGCAGGGAGGGUUGAGGUGGCAGAGAGGCAAAUGCACCAGCAGAGCCAAUCUGGGCGGUCCUUAAACUUUGCACCGUUCUGACCUCUGCACCGCCUCACCUAUUUCCCUCCUGGUAAGCAAUAGCAAUCCUCUUUCUGCGAAGCCAGCACUGUGGCUCCACCCGUCAUGUUGUCUCUCUUCUUAUCCAGCAGUACAGUGGUACCUUGGUUCUCAAACUUAAUUCGUUCUGGAAGCCCGUUCCAAAACCAAGGUGCGCUUUCUCAUAGAAAGUAAUGCAAAAUGGAUUAAUCUGUUCCAGAAUUUUAAAAACAACUCCUAAACAGCAAUUUAACAUGAAUUUUACUAUCUAACGAGACCAUUGAUCCCUAAAAUGAAAGUUAUAAUCAAUGUACUGUACUAUAAAAUAAAUAAGACAGUAUUGUAGAUGAUAAAAAUUGAAAUUAAAUAUUUUUCUUACCUUUACUGAUGAUAGUCCUUGUUUGGAUGGGGGGCUUUUAUCCAUUUCCGCAGUCACACAAUCAACCAGUCAGGAGCUGAACUGGGUUCCACACAGUCACAAAAACAAAUGAACCGAAAAAGCCUCAAAAACAAAAACGCAUAAUAAAUAGCAAAAACAAAAGUGCCAAACUUAAUCUGUUUGACUUCCGAAAUGUUCAAAAACCAAGGCGCAGCUUCUGAGUGGUGCAGGUCCCCCGGAAACAAUAGCUGACAGCCGUAUCGGACGCUCGGCUUCCAAAAAACGUUCGAAAACUGGAACACUUACUUCCGGGUUUUGGGCAUUUGGGAACCAAGGCGUUUGAGUGCCAAGGCAUUUGAGAACCAAGGUACCACUUUAUUCCUAAGUGCAGCACAGUCCAGCUAAAAGAGUGGCUGAUUUUCCAUGUAAAACCCUUUCCAUAGUCACAGGUAUCAUUUCUCGGUGUUGCAGUAACAGUAGGAAAAGCAAACUCAUCAGCAGAUAGCACAGUUUCCACUGAAAUCUAUUAGAAUCAUUGCCAUUUCUUUCUCUUUUAAAAAAGGCUCCUCUUUUGCAUCUUUCCAGGUGCAUUGCUGCUCCUCUAGCAAAUCUCAUGGGCAUAAAGAGUGUGAAGCGUGUCCGGCCCCAGAAGAAUCCCACCUUGGAAACAUUUUUCAGGAAGUGCACAAAAAAACCAUCACAGGUGAAGGCUUCUUUAAAAGGAUGUAUCUUUAGUAGAUGCCUGUUCUCAAAACCAUCGCCUGUGCCUGUCUGCAUUGGAGGUAUAAGAAGGCACCAUUUUCCAUUCCAUCCUUCAUCUGUCGCAUGUAGCACUGCUUCCAUUCUUCUGCAGUUCCUCUUCCACCAAAAACUGCAUUCUUCGUCUUGCUGUCUUUUUGACUUAGCACUUAGUUACAGAAAUCACGCAAGUUACACGGGGGCCACUACUGAAAAGGCUCUUUCUCUCAUACGCCAAACACACUUUCCCCACAAGCAUGGGAAGACUUUAAUUAGAAAUAGAGAAGAUGAUAGUUUUAGAAAUGGUUAGAGAGCAAGCACCAUAAGAUAGCAGAAGCACAUGUGUUGGAGUAAGAAAGGGGAGGCAAAAAGUUGGCUGGCAGGAUAGUAAAUAGAGACAGGUAAGGGGGGGUGCCCAUUUUCCCAAAGCAGCUUCCCAAAGCAACAAGUGUGGUAUAUCUCAAAAUGGAUCAAUUUAGGCUGAUAUCCUGUACACAAUUAUAUGGAAGUCCCGCUGAGGUUAGUUUCAGAUUAGCCAUGCUGCUGGUUAAUCUAUUAUUGUUGUUAAUUAAAUUUGUAUACCGCCCCCAGUGCUUUUUUCCUGGGGGGACGCAGGGGUAAGCAUACCCCUAAAUGUUUUGUGAAUCUAAGUUUGGCCUCCUUGAGGGGCAGUAUUUCAAUAUGAGUAGGAAAAUAAGAGUACCCCUAAACAUUUUUUAAAAGAAAAAAAUCACUGACCACCCCUCAUUCAAAGAUCCCAGGGCAGCUCACAACAGAAAAAUACACAAUGAGAAUACAAAUCUACCAAUACAAUCUACCAAUGAAAGAACUGAGCCUUACCACAUUAGUAGUUGAAACCAAGCUCUGAAUAAGGAAGAACUCUCAGGAUCCUAAAAUCAUAAUGUGGAUAGUAAGAAAACAAAGCAUAAACGAAGAGUCUUGUGACACCUUGAAAGACUUAACACAUUAUAUGCCACGAGCUUUUGUGCUCUUUAGCCCACUCUGUCCGGUGGUUGAAUUGCCAUGAAAUCUUAUGCCACAAUAAAUGCACAAGUCCUUAAGGUGUUGUUUUCACUGCAACAAACUUGAGUCAGCCCCUGCCCUCCAGAAAAUGUGGAAAGUCAAUGUCAGAAAGAAGCGGCUACUUCCUAGUGAUGAAAACUGCAGCCUUAGAAAUGAGAAGGUCCUUUCUUUUUGUCCUUACUUUGCCUCUAACCUGUGGCAUGUGUGUGCCACUGACUUUCCCUGCAGUUGGAGAUACGUGGAUUAGCCAAAAAGUGUAACUGGACGGUGCACCUGGUGGAGAAAUGGUUCCGGCGGCGGCGAAAUCUAGAAAUCCCAACUCUGCACAAGAAAUUCCAGGAAGCUUGGUAAGAACAGGCAGCAUGGCCAUCUGUGUGUGUAGAAAAUGAGCAUGCCAGGGAGGAGAAGAUGAGGCUAGGAGGACCUUUCUUGGUCUCUCUCCCCCCCCCACCCCCAUUAUAGUUGCAUGGAAGAGUAUUCCAUCAAGGGAGCCCACUCCUGCAAACUGAAGGCAAAAUGCCCAAUCACAGAUUUGUUAGCUCUGUAAGGACAAAGCAUUAGAUCCCUGACUCUUCAGUAAGGGCUGUACCAAUUAGGGGAAGGGGGUGGGUGGGUGGAAAUUCAAUUCAGUUCACAUUUAAAGGCAAACAUAACUAAUUCACACUUUCCAAAAGAAUCUGAGAACCAAAACACAGCCCUUUGCAUUAUUUUCAGAAAUAUAUGAAAUUGCCCUUGAAUGUAUGAUAUACAUAUACAAAUAUGUGAAUGUACCCUUUUGGUACACAUUACUUUUCUGGAGAACGGCAUUACAAAAUUCAGAGAAGCGUGAUGGAUGAGGGUGUUUCAUUUCGCUUAUUGUUUUGAAUUUGAAUUGAACUGAAUUGGAUUUCUCCUCCAUCCCUACAUAUGACUAAAUCACUCAGUGUGGGAGAGCUAAUAUUUCAUCAUUCUGAAUAUUAGGAAUAAAAAUUAUCCGGUUCUUUGUUCCUCCCAUUCCCGCACCCAAAGCUUUCCUGUAUUACAUCACUGUAUUUCCACAGUGCAGGAGUAAUGGCAAUUUAAACCUCACCUUGUUUGCCUUUCACGGAAUCUCAGCAGGUUCAAACUUGCAGAUGAUCCUGGGUACCAUUUUGUUUUUAACUUUGCCUGUUUAGUUUUCUUCUCAGAUCUCAGAAUAGCUAAGUAAAACUGAGUUCUUGGUUUCAAAAGCCAAAGCUUAGCUGCCAAAGACCCUUUGGAAGUAAGUCCCACUAAAUAACACGAGGCUUACUUCCAGGUAAACAGCAGAGGUUAUUCCAUGUAGGGUUCAUUCUGCUAUUGUUCAUGUCAACUGGCCAAGAGGGGGGUGGGUAGAGGUGUUGCUUAGCAACUAAGCCGAGCAGCAUGAUCUUCGCUGGUGGUGCAUCUCUGAUAGGCUGUUUACUUCUGAGGGAAUUUUCAUCUGUAUGGUCCUGGCUUCCAGUUCCUGAGGAACAAACACUCAAAGGAGAAUUCUUCCCAAAGACUUUAAAGUGUAGAUUGCAAAUUGCUGGGUGUAAGGCAAUACACACAAUUAAUCCUGAAUACACCUAAAGGUCAAAAGAUGCUGUCACGCCCUUGCUAAUCCUAUAAAGAGGAAAGGAACCAACACAGCUUAAUGUAGCAAGUGUUUCUGGAAUAUCUCACUAUGCCCAGUUGGUGGAGCCCUCUGUCCCUUUCGCCUUUGGUAUCUCUUAGAUCUAGAUGCCUGGGGAGGUGUCUCUGCCUCCUGAGAGGCAGCCAGGCCCGGUGGAGCAAAGGCAGAGCUUCUCCCAGUGUCUGACAGCGUUGGGGUGGGUGGCGUGGCAGGCACUGUGGAAGUGUCAGAGACAGACUCUGACCUGUGAAGAAGCAGGCAGGACUCUCAUUGCGGAGAGGGAUGAGAUGAGAAAUCUAAAGUUACAAUAUAUUAAGAUAAAAGAUUAAGAUAGAAUCAAAGAGGGAAAGGAUUUGCUGAAUUAACUAAUUUGAACUGGAAUACAAAAAAGGGAGGUGUGAGGAGGUCAGGGAAACAAGCAAAUGAAAGAUAAGAUAUGGAAAGACUAAUUUGUUUUUUAACUGUUUUUAUUUUGUAUUUUCAUUUUCUAUUUUUUUCUUUCUUUUUUCGCUUAUUUUUGUAAUAUGUUGAAACUUUAAUAAAUAUCUUAUAUAAAAAAAAAGAGAUGAGAGAGCAGGUUGAGGGACCCCUACCCCAUCCCAGAUCUUCACCACCAGGCUUCCCCAAUCCUGGCAGAGACACCCACAUCAUGCUGGAGCUUUCCCCCAGGUCCUCAGCAAGCCCUCCAUGUGCAUCAUCCUGACUUGGCCAGCCCAGGACAGUAUGUUUGGUUGAAUGUCUUCCUGCUUUGUACAAGGCCUGAACUAAGAAAGUUGAGUUUGCUUUUUGAGUUGACUUUUUUCUCCCUUAAAUGAGUUUGCCAACAAUGCAUAGAAUCAGUCUUUUCAUGUAGGUUUUGCUUUCCCUUCUUUGAUGUUGGCUCAGUGGUCUCGCGGGUGGCCAUACAUCUGCAGUCUACCAACAAUAUUCACCUACUCCUUCCUUCUUCCACUUCAUUACAAAUCUUCCACUUCCUUUCAUUGGGCUGUGUGAUUCUAGCUAGCGUUAUAUCUGCACCCCCAAAGGCACACUCCUCCAUUGUCUCCCGAGAUAGACGGAUGCCAUCACAAAAAAAUAUCUGCACUGGCAUUUUUCACCAAACAUUAAGGAAUGAUAUUUGAUGAUUUUAAGUUGUCUUAGCUUCUCAUUUUUCCAAUCUUAACUUCAGUUCUCCACAUUUCUGCAGCAAUUUGUGUUUGUUUGUUUGUUUGUUUGUUUGUUUGUUUGUUUGUUUAAAAAGCUCAUUAAAUUUAGCAGCAUUUUAAUGUGCCUUUCACCCACCAAACACAUUCGUGUAUGAAGUUUUGUCUAAUGUACACAUUUUUGCAAGCCACUUGACCUAACACAAUGCAUUUUGUAUGUUAUUUUCCGCAAUUAUAUGCAUGUAUAUGCACAAUUUCCCCUAAUAUAAGUGUAAAAUUCUGAAGCAUGUCUGUGUUUCGGUUCUUGUGUUGUUUCAGAAAGUGCAAGUUUGUUAGAUUUGCCUUUAAAUGUGAACUGAAUCAGUUCUCUCCCCCAUCCCUGAUGCCCAUCAAAACUGCACUUUGCAAUCAUAAUCAGAAGUAGGAUUUUUGAACCAGUUUCAGCUAACUACAAUACUAGCAGUAAUCAGAAACAAUGUUAAAGCUAACCACAAUUUACCGUAUUUUUCCAUGUAUAAAACAUGGGGUUUUUUACCCAAAAAAAGGGUUUAAAAUUGGGGCUCCUCUUAUACACAGGUAGUGCUGAGCGGUGUUUUCUUAAUUUGGAGUCCCCCAAAAUAGGGAGCGUCUUAUAUACGGAAAAAUACGGUAACUUUGAAAAUGAAAGGAAGGAGUUAGGAUGAAAUGAGGGAGGUGGAAAGAAGGGAUCUUUUUGAUCUCCAAAAUAUGUACAGAAAAUUGGGCAGCAUUAUGUCUACUCCAGAUGUGUGACUUCUGUGUUCUUAAAUCCUUUUUUCCUUCUUUUUUUGCAGUUGGCGAUUUAUAUUCUACUUGACAUCAUGCAUUGCUGGAAUUGUAUUUCUCUAUGAUGUAAGUUAAAGGGAGAUAACAAGUGAACCUUUAAUAAAAUCUUCAUCAAAACUAAGGCCUGAUCCUGCUUUCUCUAAAGCAAGAUUUGCCAUGUGCCCAGAAUUUUUCCUUGUUGCAAAAUAAGGGCUAGAUUCCCAAUUUCUCAGCAGUUGCUUGUCAUUAUAAUCCCAAAUCUAGUCUUAUAAAUGGGGAUUUAUGAAAUUUUAUUUGAUUAAGAAGAAGCCAGGACUGGGGAAUUAUCCUGCCCUCCUCUUAGUCCAAUACAGAUAUAUGCAUGUUGUGGUGUAGGGGUUUCUCCCCCGCCCCCCAACACUGGAACUUUGCAGAACAUCUGUAAGUGGGUUCUCCCGCUAAUAGUAAAAAGAACCCUGUAAGGUAGGCUGGAAUUACCAUCCUCAUAUUGCAAAUGGCGGUGAGUGGCAGGUGAGUGAGAGUGGCUUGCCCCAGGCCACUUAGUGAGUUUGUGGCAGAGGUGAGAUUUGAACCAGCUCAGUUGCUCAGCCAGUGUGCUGCGCUCACUCUGUAACAUGGAAAAUAAGGGUAAUUAUCUGCCUAAUUCUGUUUUGUUUUGUUUUCCCCUAGAAACCCUGGCUUUAUGAUCUUUGGCAGGUUUGGGCCAACUAUCCAUACCACGUGAGUGCUGUUUCUGCUACUUCUCUUAGAGUUCUAAUUGCCCCCUCUUUCUGAAAAGUUGUCCCACAGCGCCGUGUUGAGUUUUGCAUGCCCACUAGUCAAAAAGAGAAGAAUGCAUAAGAACAUAGGAAGCUGCCUUUUCCCAGGCCAGAUUAUUGGUUGAUCUAGCUCAGUACACUGACUGGCUCUUUAGGAUUUCAGUUAGGGGUCUCUCCCAACCCUAUAUGGAGGUGCUGGGGAUUGAACUGCAUGCAAAGUCCUUGCCUCAUCCCCCAAAGAAGGGAAAAUCUAUCCCAGGGUCAUAACUGCUCCCCUUCUUUUUGGCAUCCUUCUGUUAUUCCUUGGCCACAUUGCUAACACCAAUACCAGUGUUUUCUCCCCUCCCCCAGACUGUCUGACUCAAGAGGUAAUGGGCAUUCUUUCUCUUUCCAGUCUUUGCUGGCGUCCCAGUAUUGGUACUAUGUCCUCCAGAUGAGUUUCUAUAGUUCGCUGUUGCUUACUCUUGGAUUUGACACCAAAAGGAAGGCAAGUCGUGAUAACGGUUCACAAUUUACUGUCCACAAAUGUUGUAUGAUUUUCUGCCUUUUUUAUUGGAGAAGAAAAACGUUGUACUGCAGUGCUCCAUAAGUGCUAUACAGCCGUACCUCGGAAGUCAAACAAAAUCCGUUACGGAAGUCCUUUCGACUUCCAGAACGUUCGGAAACCAAAGCGCGGCUUCUGAUUGGCUGCAGGAAGCUCCUGCAGCCGAUCAGAAGCCACGGAAGCCCCACUGGGUGUUCGGCUUCCAAAAAUAGUUCACAAACCAGUACACUCACUUCCAGGUUUGUGGCGUUCGGGAGCCAAAAUGUUUGAGAACUAAGCUGUUCAAAAACCAAGGUACGACUGUACUUAGUUUAGUGCCGGGAGAGAACUGGAUGCUGAGAGUGCAAGGGCUCAUGAUAGCAACUCAGAGAAGCCAGGGCACUAUAGGGUGAAAUGCACACGCCGAAGGCAUUUUGAGAGGCAUACUGUGUAUCAGUGCUGAUAUGUUAAUGCUAAGAGACUCCAAGUCAAGAUGGCUUCGAGGAACAAUUAAUGGACACAAAGGAAGCUAUAGGAAGGACAGGGAAGGGCAUAAUGAAGGUUAUGUUGUUCUCUGCAUCAAAGAGGACCUAGAGUUCAACAAGUAAGAAACUCUCAAAGGGGCAGGUUUUUCCCACAUAAUCACUGUGGGUGGUAAUGCUAUUUAUUAUUAAUAAUAAGUUUAAUUCUGCCCUUCCUCCUACAGAAUACUUUCAGGGACUUCUUUCUACAGAGGCAAAUACAUCCAUAAGAAUUCAUAUUAAAAAAAAGUUUCUAAAAACAGUUUCAGCUAAAAACAUUGUAAAAACAUUCUGCUACCAGGUCCCAAGAGUAAUUUAAUACUUCAGAUGUUCCCUCGUGAAAGAAGGCAACUUCUUUCAGAACAUAAAAUUCCCUUCAAAUAUAGCAGCUUCGGUGGAGGUGUGAACAGGACUGACUUUCAGAUAGCCUUGCUCCAAUACUGUCACUUGCAAGCAUUGGCGUUGGCUUGUGCCACAGGUAAGCUAUGCCCCACCACAAUCAUCUUGCUGAAUACACUCAGAAAAAGAGACAGAAGGCAUCCAACACUGUGUUGGGGUUUGGUGAUUGAUGGAGAAGUAGUAGCCAUUAACAGAGUCUCAUCAAGCAAAAGCUAAUCAGGACCCUGGACAGCUCCCAGUGGGUCUUCCUGGAUGAGCUUUGGAAAAUGUUGUCUCAGCACAACAUUAGCUCAAGAAAUGUUGCACAACAUUGCCCCCCCCCAAAAAAAAAUCACAUAUAUCAGGAUGAAAGGUAUUUAGAAAUGAAUAAUUGUGAUAAACUACAUGUGAGAAAAGAUUUUGUGAUAAAAUAUGUAUUUAAAUGUCAUGCUUUUUAAAGAUGUACAGAAUAAUGUGGAUGGGAUGGAACGACCUUAUGAAUUAACACUUGUGACAUUGAUGCAUACUGUGAAUAGACUGAUUGGUCCUUACCUAUCGCCCAUGUGUAAAUUUUUGCACAGUUCUGUCUUUAUGAAAGAUGCAUCAACUUCCACCUUCAAUAUGCAUCUGGUGGCUGAAAGUUGAAUAUUUUAUGCUAUGCUCCUGCACUAUACAAUAUGCUCUCUGCUUGAACCAAGCAUCUGCACAAGCUACAGAAUGGGGAUAGUGGCAGUGAUGCGCUUCAAAGCAAUAUGGUCCAUCUUCAAUAUGGUACUAAUGGUCCCUAUAUUGAUGUGGCUUUGCUACACCUGCAAAAUGUAACGGAGCCAGAGUUUCUGGAAGGAGCACAGAAUCAGGCAGCCUCCUUUUUAUUUAUACAACCAAAGCACUUACCCAACGCGUUGGCUUCUGUGCAUCUACCCAGCCCUGUUUUCUUGAGUUCAGAUUCCGUGUUUAGGCUGGGGACAGUCAAGAUGCUCUCAGUUGGCUCCCUUCCUGAAUGUCCCCUUUUUGCCACCGCCACUGUUGCUUCUUCUGACUCACUGGCCUUCCCCUCUGGGCUCAAUCUGUAGCAUCUCCCAGAGCUGAUAGAUAAACCAUGCAGAUGCUACUACUCUUUGUCACCUCUUGCUCAGACAAGGAAGACAAGUGAAUAGGAGGCAGCAGCAAGGGAUUGGCAGGGCACCCCUGGUGGAUCAUGGGUUUCAGGAGGUGCACAUCAGUGCUGACUCCUGACACUGACCAUGAUGUCAGGUGUAACAAACACAUUUCUGUUAAACUUGUUUGAAGAAGAGGGUUUGAGUCAUUAUUUAUUCUUUUCUCCAACAGGACUUUAAAGCCCAUGUGGUUCACCAUUUUGCUGCCCUUGCCUUGAUGUUCUGCUCCUGGUGUAGCAAUCACGUCCGCAUAGGAACGCUGGUCAUGCUCAUCCACGACUCUGCGGAUUUCUGGCUGGAGGUAGAAUCAUAGAAUCAUAGAAUCAUAGAGUUGGAAGAGACCACAAGGGCCAUCGAGUCCAACCCCCUGCCAAGCAGGAAACACCAUCAGAGCACUCCUGACAUAUGGUUGUCAAGCCUCUGCUUAAAGAAAAAAAGCUGUUUGGUUUCCAGUGCCUUCUAUUUAUAAGAUCAUACUGGGUUUGUGUUCUUUGUUUUGCUCGUUCAGACAUUUGGUUUGACAAGCAAAGAUAGUCAAUUUUGGCCUAUGUCGUUGUCAACCAGUUCUACGUGAAGGGCAGCUGAUGUCCCAUUGGGAAAUGAAAGUGCUUUCCUUUGAAAAUUAUUUUGCACUUUCAAAGGUCUAUAUAACAAGCAUUUGAGAACUUCUCCCUCAAUCUAUUUUGGUUGGCUGAAUCAAAAGUGGUAGAUGGAUCAAUGGAGGUAGCAAAGAGGUUGCAUUUGUUUUGAUUCGUAUAUUUGCAAAUGAUGUGAGACUGUGUGAAGCAUUGGUCAGUAGUGCAAUAGCCAGCUCUAAGUCUACACCCCCCUUGUUCCUCAUGUAAGAUGUUGUUUUUGUGGAGCCUAGCAGGUGUCUUGGCUAGGUUUCUAGCAUAAAGUUUGGAGGGAACAUCCAGAAAACUAAUAGGGCGAUAAUUUGGGGGUGAGAGUUUUAUCCCCUUUCUUGUGAAGGGACUUCAGGAUGGAUCUGGAAGCAUAUUCCUCCCCCCAACUAUGUUCCUGUUCCUUCAGAGGGAGUGCAACCCUGUCCAGAACUGGUGAACUACCCAACUCCCAGACCCGAGAACCGCUCAUUCACAGUGCCUCCAUCUCACCAGGAUUCAGUUUCAGCUUGUUGGCCCUCAUCCAUCCAGGCACUGUUUUAAAAUAGUCAGAGCUUCUCCUGAGUCAUAUGUAGCAGAGAGUUAGAGCUGGGUGUCAUACUGAUGAUACCAUGCCCCAUAUCUCCUAAUGACCGCUUCCAGCAGCUUCAUAUUGUUAUUGAACAGCAUUGGAGAGGAGCACUGCAGGGAAGAUGCUGGCAUAGGAAGAAUUACACCAUUGGUCCCUCCCUGUCUGCACUGGGCCAGAAGUAUGGAGCGCCGGAGGUGUCAGUAUGAGUGGGGUGGGACGGAAGUACAGUGAGAUAUGCUUUGAUAGCUCUCGCAGGGAGGUUUAGAAAGGACUGGGAGUGGCAGACUGCAGAUUAGAUGAAAGCCUAUGGAAGUAGGAAGCAAGCUGCUAUUGAUUUAUCAGGCUCAAUAUUGUCAGCACUGACCAGCAACUGCUCUUCAGGCUUCCAGACAGGGAACAUUCCCAACUCUACCUGGACGUCCCCAAGAUUGAACCAGGGAUCCUCUUCAUACAAGACAGAGAACCAUACCAAGAAGGGCCAGCUCAUGGCUGUUCUAGCACACUGUGCAACCGUUUGAUAAUCCUGGAGAUUUGAAAGAGGGGAAUCUCUUAAAUUUAUGGAUGUUGCCUAAUGGAUUUGUUUGCAUUCCAGGCAGCAAAGAUGUUCAACUACGCUCGCUGGGAGAAAGCUUGCAGUUUCUUCUUCGUUGUCUUCUCCAUCGCAUUCUUCAUCACACGAAUGAUCUUCUUCCCCUUUUGGUGAGUUGCUUCAUAUGGACUAGCAAUGUGAACACAUGUUCAGGGUAAAACAAAGGGUUGUAUCCAAUGUAGCACUACGUAAUGGGCCUAUCCAGAUAGGAAUUUUCACUUUCUCCAUAGAACUCCCCUGCCUCUCCUGAAAAGUGUUCUACACUUCCCUCACCAUCUGGAGGAGAUUUGGGGAGGGUGGGGAGAGGAGAGGAGAGGAGAGGAGCAGAGCCUAAAGUUCAAUUGUGCAAGUGGAGAUCCAUACACUGAUGGGAUGCAUUAGUUGGACACCAAUAUUACAAAAUUCAACUUUUGUUAUAGUAGUGAUUGUGCCCUCUAUUGGCUGUGUUCAAGGGUGAGUGGCAUUUGUUAUUCAAGAAGGGACACCUAGUCCUGCAUCAGCCUGCCUAGGUACUUAGAUCAGGGAUGGAGAUCAAUGGAUGAAAGGCGGGUUAAAAAUGCCCUUAAUGAAUGAAUGAAUGAUACUGCCUGAAUGGCACCAUCCAUAAAGAGAGGAAGAGACCUCCUUGCAGGUGUAGAGGGGUUCACAGAGAUAUACAGAAGUGGAAAAACAAGCAAACAGGAGCAAUUUGAAUUGAAAAACUGAAUGAAUAUGGCAAGUUCUGUAGAGGUUAUUUUAAAUUUCUUUUUUUUACUUUCCUUUUUUUCUGAUCCUUUUAUAUUUCUGAAAUAAUGAGGCUUGGGGGCUUCCUUUUGAAGAAGGAAGGCACAGAGCACCAAUGUGCCUUUGCUUCUACACAUGGUCCAUGAUCUUUGUGUUGCCGUUUGGUAUCAGAGGAGCAUGAUGAGCUUUAGGAUAGAAAACCUUUCCUGGCUGCUUUUGAUUUGAGCUCUCAUCUGUGUUUGUGCUCUGUCAGCAUUCAAGUGCGUCUGUUCUUAAUUUUAGCAUUGCCUUUUUUUUUUAAUAGACUUUUUGUUUUGUUCUGCAUUUUACUUUUAACUACUGUACACUGCCUUGAUGCCCUAAGGGCAGCAUAAAAGUCAACCACAAUUACAGUGAUCCAUGAUGUUCUUUGGAAAAUGGCUUGUCUCUCUUCUCUGUGCAUUUGGACACCUCUUGCAAUAUUGCAACCAAAUUUUGCAUGAUGGUUCCUGAGAUCAAGGAGUAGGAUUUCAUCUGUAUUUGGAUACAGUGGGACACCAUUUCAAAUCAAGACGGCAGGCUGAACAGAUGGUUCCUCAUUCCUUCCCCCUGCAAAUAUUUAUAUUUUUAUCGACUUUUCAAUAAUAUACAUUAAAGCAGCACAAUAAUAUCCAUACAAAGAAAAGAAAAAUGUCAAUACCCCCCCUCUUGCCAGAAGUCAGGUAAGUAUUAUCCAUAUUCUAUAGUAUGUCCUUUACCCAUGUUUGGUUACUAUCUAGUUUUGUAUCCCUUCAACACGGUUUUUUAUCAUAGUUUCUAUCACUCAACAGAGAUAGGGCACACACCAACAUAGUUUUGACAAAGGAAAAGCAACCAGGAAGUCAAGAUCAGUACUGAUGCAGCCAACAUAAUGUUCUCCAGUCCACAUGUAAUCAGUGGCCACCAAUUGGCCUAGAAAACACCCGAUUUCUCUCUUUUCCUUUCAAUACUGCUGCACCAUGAGUUGUUUCCUCUGCAAGUGCGAGUCUCCAGACAUUUUUGAACCAUAGUUGAACCUCAUUCCUGUGAUGAAUGGCCAGGUUUUCAACCAUGCUUUGACAUGAUUUGGUGCCAUCUUGAAUCAAGAUGGUAAAUGGAACCUUUCAAGGCUGCACAGAUUUCAACUGCUGGUAUCAAAAUGGCACUGAUCUCUUUGUCUUGUGGAAUUCCCAAGCAAAGCAGGGCAUGGGGAUGUUAGUAAAGGCAUACACUGCUUAAAAUCCACCAGGGUCUCAUGCACACUUUGUCAUAAUACUUUUUCUAUUUCAGGAUUCUACGAUCCACAUUGAUCUAUCCUAUAUAUUAUACACAGACAUUCGUCCUAGCAUAUAUCGUCUACAAUGUACCUUUAUUGAUCCUGCAAGGUCUGCAUCUGUACUGGGGCUACUUAGUUUUCAAAAUUCUGAAGAAAUUCAUCUUUAUAAAGGUAAGACUUAAGCUUCAGCCAAAGCAUCCGGGUAAGUGUAUGAUUUGGGCAGAAGUCCAUUUGAUAAUGAUAGACUAGGAAACUCCCAGUUCUCUUAACUCUUCGCUUUUUGAGAACUAUCAUUUACAUCAAGGGUAGAAAAACUCAGGUCUGGGAUCCAGAAAGCACCCCUCCAUGCCCAGGGGUACCAACUUGAAUAAAAUAUCGGGGGGGGGGAGGUAAGUCCCACCCCUCAUAACUGAUCACAUGACAGGGCUCUCCCAAACCAUCUGAAUGGCAAUGCCCAGCCCCCUCAAAUAUUUUAUUGGGGGGGUCGAAAGGACCUUGGCUUCUAGGUGUUGGCUCCUAUGUCCAUGUCUCUCUGUAUGGCCCCUGUAUGUUUGUGUUUGUAGUUUUACACAAUAUUUUAGAAAUGGAGCAUCAAAACAGCAGUUGUCUGUACAGCGGUGGUCAUAAUACUGCCCUUCCUUUGCCAUCUGGGAUGACUUCAACAGGCUCUCCCUCCCAUCUGUUUUCCAAAGGGUUUGCAAAGUUGGCUGUGAAGGCGGCUUGUGUCCCCAAAGCUGUUAAGCAGAUUUCAGAAGCAACUUGCUUGGCAGGCCAUGUCACGAGAUCAUCUGUUUAUAGAAGUUGGCACUAUGCUAGAUAUUUAAGUGCAUAUCUCUCUGCAGCCAUCCUCACUCCUGCAACUACAUAUUGCUGGUUCAGGGGAAUGCCAAUUAGAUGUGGGCCUCGAUUUAGCAAGAUUUUGUCUCUGUGUCUAGUUACUUUUUGGUGGUAUUCAUUCAGGAAGCAAAUUUUAUUUUUUAUCAACAGCAGGAAUUAAGACAAUUCUGAAUUGUAACCUCAGGGGCAGUACCACUGGCUGUAGGAAAUGUGUGAUCAUUGCCAAAGUUUUCCAUCUCCUCCUCUUCCUUGUUUCAUUGAUUCAUGCAAAAUGAACAAGGUGAUCCCUAUUUCACUUCAUUGGCUGCUGCUUCUGAGGCUAGGGAAACUGGUAGCAUGAUGAAAUCGCAGCAUGUAUUUCAUAUCACUACACAAAAACCUUAAGAGGAGCACCUGUACCUCAGUGGCAGAGCCCAAAAGCGUCCUGGUUCAAUUCCCCAGCAUCCCCCAGGACUUGGAAAGACUCUUGGCUGAAACUCUAGAAAGCUGCUGCCAGUCUGUGCAGGUCUAGCUCAGGAUAACACAGCUUCCCAUGUUCUCAGGGGAGAGGCCAUAGAUCAAUAUUGCCGCAGAUAGUUUGCAAGAAAAAGAUACCACAUUCAGUCCGUGGCAUCUUUCCCAUACGGAACUCUGGAGAGGGCUGAAAUCAAAUCGAGUUUGUAAUCUAGGCAAAUACAAAGCUAGGACAUGGAUUCAUUAUGACAGCACCCUGUGUUCCAGCUGUCUGGCACGCUCUUUUCAGCAGCAAGUAGAUACAUAUCCUCCUUCAUCUCUAGUUCUUUACAUGUAGAAACAUCAGUUCUACAAGCAACAUUUUAUGGCUGUGGUUCUUAACUAUUUUGGGAGUCGUUGACCUCUUUGAGAAUCUGAUGAAAGCUAUGGGCCCCUUUCCCCAGUAAAAUGCAAAUAAAGGCAUAGCACUAAGUUUAUUGCAUUGGGGAAAUUUGUGUGUGUGUGUGUGUUGUUCAUGGAUGCCCUGAUGGUCCAUGGACCACAGGUUAAGAAUGCCUGCUUUGUGGCUUCAAAAUAACUAUACCUUAAUGACUGUCUGAGCCCUUAUAUCCCAGCCCAAUCACCGAGAUUAUCCAUUCCAGAUGUAUUAACACAUGUUACAGAGGCCCGAUUGGCCUACACUGGAUGUUGGUCAUUUUGUGUUGCAAGUCCCAUGCCUAUGAGAUACUCUUCCAGCAUAUAUUUGGCAGAGGCAUUCUCACUUUUGACUUUCAGACACCUCUUGGAAACCUUUGUUAUGCAGACAGCCCUGUUCGGUUUUUAGUUUAUCUGUAUUUGUGUCUGUGUGUGUUUUGUCCUGAACCCCUGGCCUACCUGGCAGCAAGUCAGCAUGGCAAGUCCAAAGUUCAAAGACCAGGGGCUAAUCCACACAAGAAAAGUCCAAAGGUCAGGAAACACUGUCCAGGAUUAAUCCAAGUAGCCAAGUCUGAAGUCCAGGAGACAGUCCAGAGUCAAACCCGAAGCACAGUCCCAUAGAGAGCAUCCAAGUCAAGGUCCCUCAACAUGGGCAGCUGAGCAGACACAACCCCUCAGCUCUUGUUUCCCUUUUGUUCUUUUCAUGCUGAUUGCAACAUGGUGAGGCAUGUGACACUCACCUGUUCUGAGCCUACUGAGGAAUCACACACCUCUUCCCAGAGCUAGCAAGCCCCACCUGCCUAGCUAGUGAGCUGGGCUGUGGGCUCUUGCCUGUCUCAGUUUCCUAGAGUGCUACUCCUGUUUCUCCCUACUCCUCAGAGAGUAGACAGGGGCCCCUUUGGCUCUGGUGAUGGGUCCCAGUGCUCUGGUUCCUGCACAUUGAUCCCCAUCUCCUCGCCAUCCUCUGUCACCCUGUGAGUACUUCCUUCCCCAUCCCCUUGCCAGGAUCCCAUUUCUCCUCCUCCCUUCUUCUUCUUCUUCUUCUUCUUCUUCUUCUUCUUCUUCUUCUCAUCCUGCCAGUUCAUGUCAUGUUUUAACUUUGUACACCACCCUAAUAUUUUGUGAUAUAGAAUGUGAUUUGUGGUAUAGAAAUACUUUUAUACAUAAAUGUACUACGCACCUGCAAAGGGCCAGGUCACCAGUUGGAUUUCCUGAAUUUGUCACCAGUUGGAUUUCCUGAAUUUGUGUUUUUGAAGAAAAGCUUUUGUUAGGUUAGGUUAGGUUAGGUUAGGUUAGGUUAGGGAAUAGUAACAUAGAAUCCACUCCCCACUCCCAACCCCGUUUUGUGUGGUUUGGGCUACCAUCUUGAUGUUCAAGGAUUUCUGUUGCUAAGAAGCACAUUUUGUUUCUGUAAUACAACUCCCUCUUGUAGUUACAAUGCCCUCUUGAUUCAAGCUUCCAGCAUCACUGAAACAUGUCCAGAGCCAUAAUGUCUAAACAUAGGGUGGAUAUUUUAGGGACAAGCUUUAAAACAUGUGGGGAAUUGAGGAUGUGGAAUGAUGUACUGGUGGAAAGUAUAUUGCCAAAGGGAAUCCGCUGAGAUUAACUGCUUUCUUUCCAGAGCUGAAUGAAUGAGUAUAAAGGAUGGCUAUGCAUCUAUACUACUGAGGCAAAUUAAGGCAGGACACUUUUAGAGCAUGGCUAUUAAAGGAUACUGCCGUUGUCUGAGAUGUGCAGAAUGCCUGUAGGUUUUGAGUUUUUGACUUAUACCCUAUGCAAGCAUUAGAUUGCCAGGCUGUGUGUUGUGUCACACCCGCAGCAUCCAGUUAAAUCACUCAUAUGCCAGCCAUGGCUUCCCAAAGAAUUCUGAGAACCGUGUUUUGUUGAGGGAUAUGAUCUCAUGAACCUACAAUUAACAAACAGCUCCUAGGAUUCUCCUAGACUCUUAAAAUGGUAUAAGAGUGCUUUAAAUGGAUGUUGUGUGGACGUGACUUCAGAAUAGAUGAUCAUGUGACAGAAAAAGCCUAGCUCCUCCUCCUUCCUUUGAGCAGAGCCAAUCCAGUGGCCUGGGAAGGAGGGGUUCUUGCAGAUGUAAGUGAUCCUUCAAACAGCCUGGUCCCAAAUGUUUUAGGGCUUCAGAGAUCUAAAACAGCCCCUUAAAUUAUCCGGCAUCCUAAGGAAGAACCAGUCACCUGGGUCUUGCCCAUAAAAAGCAAGUCUAGAGUGAGAAACUAGGGCAGGCACCCCCAAACUCGGCCCUCCAGAUGUUUUGGGACUACAACUCCCAUCAUCCCUAGCUAACAGGACCAGUGGUCAGGGGUGAUGGGAAUUGUAGUCCCAAAACAGCUGGAGGGCCAAGUUUGGGGAUUCCUGGACUAGGGUGAUGCCUGCUGUUUCCAGGAAUUCUUUAACAUUGUGAGACUUUUUGUGUGGGUGAGCUGAGAGUUUGUUUGGACCGUGGGAGAGACCCCAGAGGCUGAGAGGGAGGUUGCGUUAGAAGGAAAAUGAACUGGUAUUGAUUUAUACAUAUUAGUGACAAAAGUCCCAAUUUUAUCUAUAACUCUGCAUUUUUGUCUGUUGUUGCUUCAGUUUUUUGUACACAGUUUAGAGGUGUUUUUAUGUUUAUGGAAACCAAAGAAUCAAAUCACUCAGACCAAACUGGGGCAAAUGACGCCCAGGGCCAGUGGCGCAUUUUUGUGUGUGUACCUCAUCAAUCACGUUCUUCUUAGGUUCUUAACUCACUUUAGAGAGGACGUGCAACCCUCUUUAAAACUGGUUGCAAAUCUCUUUCCAGAUCAGCUGCCUUUCGGACCAACAGUACCUCUAUCUUAUUUGACUUAAGCAUCGGGGUUUUCUUUUUCGCCCUUAUCCAACCCAGAAUUGCUUCCAGUCAGAUACUCAUUCUGGAUUUCCUCUGCUUUCUUGGAACUUGUUAAUGGGAAAACAAAGGCAGAGCUCUAGAGAAAGCAGCUCGGAUCUAGAUGUGGAAGUCCCCCAAGAUCAAAAACCUUGAGGUCCUCAGCACUACCUCUGAGAUCAACACCACUAAUCUGGGCAGAGAGACCAUUAGAAAUGGGAUGGAUAGUACACUAACAGAAUCCCAAACCUGCCUUAAACCUCUGAUGCAGUGGUAGCCGAUGUGGUGCCCUCCAGUUCUUGUGGACUGAAACUCCAGCAUGGCCAUUGGUCAGGGAUGAUGGUAGUUGUAGCCUAGGAUGUCUGAAAGGCACUAUGUCGCCUACCCCUUCUCUAACACCCAGGACUGACAUUUGAAACUGAUGCACUGGCUGAUGCACUGGGUGGGGCAGAUUUAACGUGAACCUUGUGAAAUGUUCCUUGGGAUGUCUCCAUAUCUUGCACCCAGUUUUGUUGGGGUUUUGUUUUGUUUUUUGCUUGCUAGUAUUGUCUUGCUUGCAAAGCCUUCAGGGUUCAGAAACUGUCAUAUUUUGAGCCAAUCAGCAAUCUCAUUUUGAGUAAGAACCUUAGCUUGUUGUUGCCUCAGCAUUUUUUGUUGGCUCCUCGCCAAGGGUGUUUCCUACCACUGUAAUUUUGGUCUGGAUGAUUACAGUGUUGCUAACACCUUGUGAGAAGCUUUGAUGUGAAGGGAUAAUGGAAAAUCCCAGCGGAGCCAAACUGAUUGUAUGCUAAUGUUUUUCUUGGUAUUGGCCAUCAAAUCUGCCUGUAGUUAUUUCUGCCCCAACCACAGAUCUUUCACCACCACCACUUCUUUGGCUCAAGACUUUCCUCCCUACUUUUUUCUCUCAGUGUCAUAUCCGAGAUGUUUCCGCAGAUGUUUCUACACUGGUUCCAUUCAGUUUAUUGUAAUAGCUGUCAACUAAAAAAAUGUAGCAGGGGGCCCGGGAAUCCUGCAAAAUAUCCAGCAAUCGCUUGUGGAGAAGUCUUGGUGCCAGCACCAAGGAGAACCUUUCACCCUCCAGAUGUUUUUGGACUACAGCUCCCAUCAUCCCUGACAAUUGGCCAUGCUGUCUUGGCUGAUGGGAAUUGGAGUUCAACAUUUGAAGGAACAAAAGUUCCCUACCAUUGGCUUAAGGUGAGGGUCUUGCCCACCUUUGGUCCUCAAACACACAUACACACACACACACACACACACACACACACACACAUCUGAAGGUGCCAAGGAUUAAACCGGAAUCUUUAUGCAUGCAAAGCAUGAACUAUGAGCUGUCUCUAAUAAGCUCUUUAAGAAAGUAGGGUGAGAUUGUCUUGUUUUUCAUGUUCUCCUUUUGAAAACAGGUUUACCUCUAUGAUCAUGCCAUUUGGGGGCGGAUGGGGGUGGGGUAAUGGAAGCUAAAGACUCCUGAUGAUUUUAUCUCAGUCUUUGCAUAACUAUCAAGUAAUGGGGAGAGCAUUGUAGAGCCUGGGCCACACCUCUGCCUCAGGUUGGGAUAGCUGUGUCAGUAGAGCGUGAGGCUCUUAAUCCCGGAGUCUUGGGUUGGAGUUCCACGUUGGGCAACAUAUUCCUGCAUUGCAGGGGGUUGGACCAGAUGGCCCUUGUGGUUCCUUCCAGCUCUACAACUCUAUGAUUUCUAGGUUGCCUUGGCUAAUAUCUGCCUCUCUUUCUACCGUACACCUUCUCCACUGGUUAAAGGCAGACGGGUUUGUAGAAAAUCCCAGAGACGUGGUAAAGUAUGCUACCGUAUUAAAACAUUGUCUUCUCCUUCAAGUUCACUCUUGAGUCCCGUUCCCCCCAGUUGUGACAGAAGAGUCCUUGCUGCUACAGUUGCAGUACGUCGCACCACCUUGCUUUCCGGUGUGCGAAGCAGCAGGUCAGGAGCUGUUCCAACACAACAACAAAUGAAAGCAGAGCAAACUCAGCAUCUUCGGAGCUGCGGUUCACAUGUUGGCCACCAGUCAUUUUAUAGUCAGUUAUCCUUUCCAGGUGCUUCCUAUCUCACAUAUCCCAGCCUGGGCUAAAAUUGGCGAUGACAAGGUAAGCACCAGCUCUGGCAUCCGCAUGCUCACCCUGGAUGCAUGCUCCACCCUGGUGUCCUGGGCACCUAACAGAAUCUCCAAGCCAAUGGUAAUCAUUUGCAAAACGGCACAUCAAAUUGAACUACUGAUUCAUCUCCUCUGUGAUGCAGCUUGUUCUGUAAAUCAUGUCUGUGGUGCUAAUUCUCUUGAGUUCUGUAUAAAUCAUAUUUACCCACAAUCAUCUUUUCCUCUUAACCUCUUGUCCCAUUGAGAUUCACUGGCCUCUCUGAAGGCUCAUCUUUUCCUUUUGUUUAUUAGUAGACUAACAGUCUUCCAGUAGGGAGUUAGAUUGCCCCAGAAGUGGGAGAGAUUUUCUGCUCUGGGACAUAUGUACCGAAGGAUUUGGCUUCUGUUCUCCUUUUUGUCUUUACUGAUUUGGGACAUCGUUGUUGUUUCAUGGUUGAUCAAAGAAAUUACUCAGAUCACUUUUGCCAUUUAGGACCUUGUUUGGUGAACCAGCUUCUUUUGGCUUAAGUUUCUUUUUUUUUUUAGUAGGUCAUUUUUCCAUUAGAGGUCUCUACAAUUAGACAAUUCUGUCUCCAAAAGUGGCAAGUUCUGUUCAGUAUCGAAGAAAAUAAUGCACGUUUCCAUUUCCUGUUGUUCACAUUUCCAUGAAGUUAACUGGGAGAGUGUGGGUGGCUAUUGUGGUUGUCUUUACCAAGAGCUGUUGAAUUUUAGCACUAAUUAAAAAUCUGAUUAUACUGCCAGGGAUCAGCACAUCCUGUGUCAUGGAGUUGCAAAUCCUGAUUCUCCUUUUAAUCUUACACCACUUCAUUUUAACUGCACCGAGAGUGGCAACACCUUUGCUAUUCACUUUCCCCCAAACAAUUCAUUAAUUCCCAUGUGUUCUAUAUCCCUGGAAGCAUCUCUAUAGUCUUUCCAACCUCCUGCCACUCAGAAUCUCAGAUCAGACUAAGAGUGCAGGAUCAGACUAAGGGUGCAUUUCCUCAACACCCUGUUUCCAGAAGCAGGCAGCCAGAUGCAGCCAGGAAGUCCACAACCAGGGCACAAAUGCACCAGCCUUCCCCUUCUAUUUGUCCCCAGCAAUUGAUAUUCAGGUCUGCUGCCUCAGAACAUGGAAACUAGCUGCCGUUGGUCUCCAUGUAUUUGUCUGGUUUUCCACUGGAAGCCAACUGAGCCACUGGUCAUUGCCACAACUCUGCACUACAAAGAUACAGUGGUGCCCCGCAAGACGAAUGCCUCGCAAGACGGAAAACCCGCUAGACGAAAGGGUUUUCCGUUUUGGAGGUGCUUCGCAAAACGAAUUUCCUAUGUGCUUGCUUCGCAAGACGAAAAUGUCUUGCGAGUUCCUGCAGGGUUUUUUUCCUUUUUCCCUUUUUCCCAAGCCGCUAAACCGCUUAUCAGCUGAUGGCUAAGCCGCUUAUCAGCUGAUCGUUAAGCCGCUUAUCAGCUUAUCGUUAAGCCGCUUAUCAGCUGAUCCUUAAGCCGCUUAUCAGCUUAUCGUUAAGCCGCUUAUCAGCUGAUCCACUAAGCCUGCUAAGCCGCUAAUACUGUAGCACUAAUCCGCUAAACUGCUAAUGGGCUUGCUUCGCAAGACGAAAAAACCCGCAAGACGAAGAGACUCGCGGAACGGAUUCUUUUCGUCUUGCGAGGCACCACUGUAUCUGCAAAUGUGACUUGAAGGCUGUCAACAUCAACCCUGCUGUGUGGGAGUCCCUUGCGGACAACCAAAGUCCGCAAAAGUCAGGUCACGUAUUCAUAGCAGUGACCAGAGCAGAAAUGCCAUGGUGCAUCUGCAGCAGCACAACCAGAUGCCUUCAUCUGCCCCAGCUGCAAUAAAACAUGCAAUCUUCCAAUAGUUUUUCUUCACCCGCAAAGGGGCAUUCCUCCAUUGUCUCCCAAGACAGACAGGUGCCAACAGUUGGCUAUAUAUUGAUAAAUGGUAUGUAUCCCUCUAAUCCAAACCUUUCAAUUUUCCCUUGAAAAUUGAUGAGGAUUUGGUGGACCACUUAAGGAUUUUUUACCUGUUGUAGCAAUCACAUUGCAUGUUGCUAGAAUCUUUAUGGUAUUAAAUUGUAUUUCCAAGGCUUCUGUUAUUUAUUAUAUAUCAUAUUGCAUUGCAAUUUGAAUUUCAGACAAUUCAAAUUGUAGUGCAAUAAAACAAAAUAUAAGAAUCCUAUCUCCAUGAAGAUGAAGCUUCUUAAUUCUAGCUUCUCGUUUACUCUGCUGCCAACCCUCCCAGCUCCUUUCAAGCUCCUCCUCUUCCCAUUGCUGCUAGUCCAUUCUGCUCACUUUCUGAGCAUACCACUAGGUUCUAAGAACGAUUGAGUAGCCACUGCCCCAGCCGUUCUUCACAGAUAUGCUGUGGACCACCUGAAUGAGGCUUGCAGACUGCUAGUGUUCCAUGGACCACAAUUUGGGAACCUCUGCUCUAAUCUUAGGAUGAGGAACCUAUUGCUCUCCAGAUGUUGGUGGGUUCCAACCCUCCAUCAUCCCCAGCCAGCAUGGGAUGAUGCUAGGGGCGAUGGGAGUUGGGAAUCCAAAAACAUUUGGAGGGCCACAGGUUUUCACACCACUACCAUAACAGCCAUUUUGUUGAGCAUCUUUGGUACCUUAUCCCACUCCACUCCACCCCAACCCCCAAUUGUGGUAUUUGAAGGCUUGUUUAUACAGUUUAACAGGCUCAAGUAGUAAAUAUUUUAUUGGCCUGUUUUGCUUCAGGCCACAUGUGGGUGUUUGGGUGGGGUGUCCUUGCGUUCAAAUGUUCCUACAAGGAAGAAACUCCCUGCAUAUAGAUAAACGAACUGUCAGGGAGAAAUGAUGCUGAGCCUGUCUUAAUGACCUGCUAGCUUUCUAUGUUUGUGGAGCUUUCAUUGAAGGAGAAACUGUAGUCUUCCUACCUGUAACCUGAAAAGAUUCAGACCAAGAUCAGCUUUCCUAUUUGAUUCUACAGGGAUUCAUCUUGUUAACAUCUCCUCAUUCUUCUGUUUUAUCUUGUAAGAAGAAGAAGAGUUUGGAUUUGAUAUCCCGCCUUUCACUCCCUUUAAGGAGUCUCAAAGCAGCUAACAUUCUCCUUUCCCUUCCUCCCCCACAACAAACACUCUGUAACUUCACCUAUCCCAAACAUCCUGUGACUUAAAUACCUUCCACUCAGCAAACGAACACUUGGGCAAUGUGGCUUAAGCAACUCAGCCUACCUGGAACACUGUGGAACUGGCGGCAACUUUGCUAGUGAAAGGAUACAGUUUUCACACACACCCCUUGCUGUUCCUAUCCCAUUCAACUUCAGAGUGGCUUUGUUAAAAGAGAGAGAGAGAAUAGGGAAUGGUGCCAUUUCCUCUUCAGCAGCCGAAAAUUCCAAGAAGCUGGAUGGCUUCUAUAUAGUGUGAAGCUCUCCUCCUUAUUUAUUGACUUCCUCUUCAGUCAAAAACAAAAGCAAAAACCCUUGGCUUUUGUACAACAUCCCCACUCUGGAAUGUGUUUCGUGGAGAGUAAGUUGGCCAAAGUUGGAGUCCAAGAUUGAAAUCUGAUGCUGCAGUCAAGAGUGUAAAAUGUUCCUGCCAAGGCAAAGAUCUUCCUGAAAAGAACAUGCCGGUCUCCACCCAAUGAAUUCUUUUCAGUUUAUAGAAAAUCAAAGAAGCAAGCGUUUUGUUUUCUUAUUGGCCCAGAAACCUGUCAGUCAAGUGAGCUGAACAGGAUAUCUGGUGAAAAGGAACAUCUCAAAAUGCUGCAUGAAGAAAAUCAGCAAAGUGACCUUUUCUCACACUUCCUUCACUCUGGUACAUUAUCUGUAAACACUUGCCUGGUAAGCUCAUUCAGAAACCAUUCUUACUCCCCAAAGCUGAACAUUCUUGUGGCAAAAGCAAUACCUAUUUCAGAGGAUUCCGCCCCUGAAUGUUUGAGAAAAAUACUUGAGGGCAAAAAGCAUCAAUGGAAGAUGUACUUCCUCAGUUUCCUGUACAACCUUUUGUCUUCUACAGGUUUUUCCUCAGCACUUUCAUGGCUUCACAUAGCAACUGGAAACAGCAAUGCAGUAAUAAGGGAUCUUGGGAUUCCCUUCUGGAUGUAAUGUCACUUGGAAAAACCACAAAGGGAAGACUGCAGCUUUUGUGCAGAGAACAGCGCUUUCGAUUUUGUAGGAAAAUACUGCCCAGAAAAUCCAUACCAACCAGAUCCACUUCAGUAGUGGGGAGGGCGGCAGUGGUGCUCACCUGACCUCUGGUUCCUGUGCUGCUGCCAUAUGCCAGGAUGGAGAAAGGGCAGGGCAAGGUUGGCACAUUGCAAAUGCACCAGCAGCUCCUCUCUCUCUGCAACCAUUUGUUCAGACUUGUGAAUGUGAUUCUGUUAAUCAAUUCAGGUGCAAGUUCCAACCAGACUCUCAGUUUCAUCUUUGUAUGUCGCUAUUGCGUGACAGGAGUCAUUCUGCUCCCAUGCUAACACCCUUGGCAUCACACAGCUGUGUGCUUUGGUGCCAGCCCCAAGUUCCCAGAAAACUUGAUUGUUCCGGGAAACCCCAUUGACAUGCAGAUAAUAGUUAGCUUUUUUCCUGGGAUUCCAGGCAGCUUGCUUCUCUGUGUGUGAAGAUGAGAAACUGUUAAAUAUAAACCACUGGGUGCAGAUCAUGUGGGCACGCAGGCAACUUCCUUCCUCUCCAAGUGGGAUGGAGCCACUAUGCCAGGUUCCCAGUAGGUGGGUCACAGUGGCUUAACAGUGUGGGGAGGCAGAAGGGAGACUGGUGCGGUGCAAACACAUUUGCGGGAUUGUCUCCGCCGGAAAGUCUGCACUAUUCUAACCUCCCUCCUACAUUGCCCCUCUCCUUCCUGGUGUGGACGAAAGUAUUUGAGAAUUGUUUUAGGGUUGCAAAGAUCUAGAAUUAUAGAGUUGGAAGGACCAAAGAGUCAUCCAGUCUAUCCUUCUGCAAUGCAGGAUCUGCUAAAGAUCAAUUUAUUGAAAGGCUGUAUUGCUUGCGAGGAACAGGUAGAAACCCAGCAGAGAGUCUCCUUCUUUAGGUAAAUUUCCCCAAGGGAAGCAGGCUUUUUGCACCCAUUUUCAUAGUCAGGGCUUUUUCUCAGCCGGAACUCAUGCCUCCAUCCCAAAACCCAGCACCUCACUUACCCAAGGGCCACAUGCAGCAGAUCACUGGUAGAGCAUGAGACUCUUAAUCUCGGUCGGGGUUUGAGCCCCUCAUUGGGUGAAAGAUUCCUGCAUUGCAGGGGGGGGGGAGGACUAGAUAACUCUGGUAGUCCCUGUGAUUCUGUGAAUGUAGCCAAGCUGUUUCAAAGAAGGUUUUACUUCAUUGUGCCAGCUUCAGCUAACCUUGCAGUUUUGUUCUUCCAGCUACACCCCAAGAAUUUGUUUUUGAUAACAAGUUCUGAGAACACCACUUUUCCUUUGUCAUGUAAGCAUCCAAUCCCCGUUCGCUUCCAUCAUCACCCCUUGCCAGCAAUCUCAAGCAGAAGGUUUUCAGGCCUGGGGUCUUUUAGUCCCACACCGAUAAGCAAAAUGACCUUUUCCCCCCACCCCGCCCCCCGCUAGGAAGCUGGCCAAGCAGCUCCAUCCCACCUUGCAAGCUGAGUCUGGGUCUGGCCCCAUCUGAAGGGCUGAGCAGGCAGAGCCAUUUCAACUGCCCAGACGAUCUGCGAUGACAGCACUCGAUAAAAUGCACCCCAACCCGAGAAGUCUGUUUUUUGGCUAAGGAAGCAUUCAUAAUGUGAAACAAAGUCCAAUAACAAGGAGCUCUUUAGCUCAACUCUAAGCUUUUGUCUUAGGGUUAACAAAGAAAUUCCGUAACAGCACCAAAAUGCUUAUUAUAUCGGCCUUUGUUUCGUUGCCAGGAGUAGAUUUAUAAUUGGACUCGCUGGGGAAGCAAUGGGAUGUGAUGACUUGUGUGGAGCUGCCUGAGCUUUUGACAUUCUCCCAAAGUCACAUACCCCUGGAGUAGUUAGUGGAUUUCAAUAACACAGCCCACAGAAUUUAUAGGAAGCGACAGAGUACACGAUUAAUUGUGAAUUAUUGUAGUCUCCACCUGGUUAAAACUGAGCAGUAACUUAAGAGACCAGUUUGAUAUUGAGUGCUGUUGGCUUUUCGGGAUCCUGGAAAAUGAGAGACAUGGAGAUCAUAGAAUGGUAGCAUUGUAAGGGACCCUGAGGGUCAUCUAGCCCAACCCUCCUGCUAUUCAGGAAUCUCAACUAAAGUAUCCAUGGCAGGUGACCAUCCAACCUCUGUUUAAAAAUUCCAAAGGAAGGAGAUUCCAGCACGUUCUGAGGGAAUCUGUUCCAAUGUCAAACAGCUCUUACUCCCCCGAUCCACUAAGCUUGUAACUCUAGCAAAAAAAGGGGGGGGAUGAUAUUUGUCUGGCAUGACUUGUUUCUGAGAAACCCAUGCUGGUUUAGUAAUCACAGCAUCCUUUCCUAAGUGCUCGCAAACCAAAAGCUUUAAUUACCUGUUCAAGGACCUUCCCUGGUAUUGAUGUCAAGCUCACUGGUUGGUAGUUACCUGGGUCUUCUCCUCCCCCUUUUUUAAAAAUGGGGGCAAUAUUUGCCCACCUCCAGUCUGCAGGGACCUCACCUGUUAUCCAAGAAUUUUCAAAGCUUAUAGACAAAGGCUCUGAGAUUACCUCCGCAAGCUCCUUUAGUACUCUUGGGUGCAGCUCAUCAGGCCCUGGAGAUCUGAAUUCAUUUAAAGUAGCUAACUGCCUCUUUUCCUAACCUGGGCUGCAGAUCCCUCCUUGCAUCUUUAUUGUGUUAUCACCAGGCUGGGCACUGUGAGGCAGAGGAGAUAAGUAACUUUUUCUUAUUAGGCUUUGCAGGCUUGCAGAGGCAGGAAUUGAAACAAUCAUUUUUUCCAGUGGUACAAAAGGGAGCAGAUCAAACAGAUUUCUCCUGUGACUGGUGGAGGUGGGAAAGCUUUCGUUCUUUCAGGAUGUCCUCACAAUCAAACACGUGGCUAUAAUUCUUUGCACACUUCCUCAGGAGCAAGCCCCAUUGGAGAUGGUGGAACUUGUUUCUGAGUAAAGAAUCACAAUGGGUCUGUGUGUUGUAUACAGAUCAAUGCAGACUGGAUUGUACUGAUGGACUCAGAAGUUUUAGUACCAUUCUAUAAUUCUCCCAUGAUGCAUCUGGGUUAUUUGAAACUCCCCUCCCAUGUGACUAUCCAUCGUACGCUACUGUCAAUUAAAAAGGAAGAUUGUCUUAUCACUGCAUGAAUUUAUUGUUAAUAGGCCAACUGAAGGCCAUUACCCAGGCCUAUUCACAAUAAUUUUAUUUUAUUUUUACAUGUUGGGAUUAACACGAGUUGACUUUUUCAGUGGAUUUAGGUACCUGGAAUUAUUAUCCUUGUAACUAUUCAGCCGGGCUUCAAAAUGUAGCUCAACACAUCCUAGCUUGAGGCAGCUGUUUUUAUAGAACGUCUCGAGUCGUGAUCUGGUGACAUUUUACAUAAUUUCAGAGCAGAUUCCAGUGCCCACUAAAAAAAAGAGAGAGAGAGCAACGAAAUAGUCUUGAACGUUCAAAACAGGCAGAAAGAUCUUUCCUUGUGCUUUUCCUCUUCUGAUUGCACUACACAAAAGCAACACCCUUCUUUAUGUGUUCAUGGGUGAAUGUCCCAUUAAUAUUUCAACGAACUUCCAGAUAAUACACUGGAGUGGGGUGGGGUGAGGAAGUAUUUCCUCAUAAACGCAGCCUCAAGAUCUUUAGAUCCAUAGAAAGCUACCUUCUGCUGAGUCAGAUCAAGGAACCAUCUAGUUAAGGAUUGCCUUCAUUGACUGCCAACAGCUGCCCACUGCUUCAGACAGGACAUUCCUACCUGGAGAUGCUUGAGACUGAAUUUGGUACCUCUUGCAUGCAGAGGAGACGCUCUACCACUGAGCCACGGCACUUCUUGGCUCAGUCACAAGCAAAUCCAGCAUGUGCACAGCCAGAACUGGACAGUAAGCCCAGUUCCUAUUCUCUUUCUGUGCUCAGCAUGUCUGUUCUUUUUUAAUUUGUGGAGGCUUUCCUCCCUGUGCGCUCCUGUGGUAAUCAUCGCAGACCCCCAGAAAACAUUGUUGCCUUUUGACUGCGAAUGCAAAGUGUCCUUAGCUCAGGAAGUGCCAGUGGGCGAUUUGAACAAAAUGAUACCUCAUCAAUUGUCUGUGCGGGGCUUUUCCUUUCCUUCUAUCUGAUGGUGUGCCAAGUUUAUCCUACAGUAUUUACACUGUGAUUUGUUUGUUUGGAUACUCUUGUGAGCAUUGCUCUGGAAAAGACAAAAGAGAGAACCCCAGGAAGUUUAUGUUUUGCGGUCAAGCUGGUAGAGUUUAUGCUUUAAUUUUCCCUCCUAGCUUUACUCUGUCUUCAUGGAAACUUAAUAGAUAAAGGGGAAUGGGGGACAGUGACGGACAAUUGCCGUCAGACUAGCUACUAACAUAGGAGUCUUUUACUAAUUGUAGACCUGGGACAGAUCUGAAAGGCCAGUGAAUGAAUGCCUGCACUUGUUUUGCAAUUUUUAUCCCAAAAUGUUCUAAGGCCGUUGUGCGCUUACCUGUGAGCUCACAAGGGCUUACUUUUGAGUGGAGAUGCAUGGGAUUGCACUGAUGUUGGGUGGAAAAGACUGAAAUGGACUGAUAUUUUUUUUUAAGAAUAUUUUUUUAUUAACCGACCAAUCACAUCAAAUCAAACCAAAUUACAUAAAUUCCAAAUUACACAGCCGAAUUUUAAAUUUUUGUUGGGGGUACCCAUAUUUCAAAUUCCGAAGGGGAUCCAAUCAACUUCUUGCUUCUUACUGCUGUUUUAAUGUCCACAAAUCUAACCUUAUGAUGUUCACAGUACUAUCCAGUCCUUUCUUAUUGUUUUUCCACAUCUCUUGUUGUUAUUUUCAUAUAUUUUUCCUUUCUCUUUGUGACCUCUGAUAGUCUCCGCAAGCUGGUUAGAACAGUUUGUAAUCCUGCGUGGAUAUUAUUUUUUUUAUGCAGUAGCCAUAUCCAGACGUUUUCCAUAUAACAUCACUUCCAUACAUCAAAACAGUCUUAGCGUCAUUAAUCUUCACCAAUCUGCCUCCUUUCUCAAAACCUCUGAGGAGAUUCACUAGGAAUGCAGUCUAAAAACAAGUCCGUUCUUCCUCCCGGCUAUAAAUCCUUUGGCAAGAUGGCGACUCCGAAUUAAUUGCUGCGCCAUUCCCAAAAGCUCUUAUUGCUUCUCGAUCUCCAUAAAGCAUACUUUUGGUUAAAGUUUAACAUACACAGACCUUAAUCAUCCUGCUUGGGUCAGUUCAACUGACGAUUCUAAUGAGGAGGUGAAAUGGACUGAAAUUGGUGGAUGGAACUUCCUUCACGUUUAAAGUGCAAUGGUAGAGUCGCACAGCUAUUUCACACAGCAGUGGGUGUUCAUUGAGAGAUACUCAGACUUAAACACUGAUGAAUUUUCAAAUGCCGAUGAAAAUGUGGAGAACUGAACAUAAGAAUGGAAAAAUGAGAAACUGAGGGAAACCGAAAGUUGCCCAGCCCUGGGAAGUACUGGUGAGACAAGGACGAUGUACUAGUAGCGCUAGUACACUCACUGCCCCUCCUGCAUCCUACUUGUUCAUGAGUAUUUAUGACGGAACAAAGUUCCAGUUUUACAUGAAUCAGUUUUUACUGACCUGUUGUUUUCUUCUCUUCCUCCUCCUCCUCCUCCUCCUCUAUUUUCUACCUAAUUAUUCUUUGUUCUCAAGCACCUUCGGUUCAAAUGUGCCUGGCCUCUGUUUUAGUGCAAUGUAACCUGGGAUGAUGUAAGUUAAUCUGUACAUUGAGUUUCUAAGCGUGAGGAUUCCGGUGCAGGGUGCAGAUUUGGUGAGAGUGUUUUCAGAUCAGUUUCAGCCUCUGAUUUGCUGCCUCUUUCUUCAAUCAAAAGUAGCCUGUUUCCAUUCCUUCUGAACAACACCCCAUGUCCUUUGGUUUAACUCUAUGUUCUGCUGCUGUCAGCAAUGGAUGUGUAUGUGUUGGCAUCUGUGAACGUUGACUAAUACUCUUCCUCCCCUCCCCACUUAGCAUGUGAAAGAUGAAAGGAGUGAUGAAGAAGAAGAAGAUUCUUUCAGUGAUGUCGAAGAGGAGUGCACCAAAAACGGAAGCAAGAAUGGAUUGAGCUACCCUCUCCUAAACAACAACAAUCAUUAGCGUGUUGCCAGCGCCUUCUCCUCAGGGUGCUGUUUGCUGCGCCUGAAACCCAUCCUACAGUAGAGAGCUUAGCGUCAACAUCUUAACUGGAGUCCAUGAUUGAUUUUAUUGCCGGCCAGUUGAGCUGGAAGAGAGCCCAGUUUCUUAAAAGAGCAAGAAUAAUUUGCUUAACUCGACAAAAUGUGUUUAAUGGGCCACUUUCUAACACAGUGCAUACGGGUGCAUGGCAAUCCUGACCUUUUCAACUCUUGAGAAUUCUCAAGGAUCACCAAACAGUCUUUGGAGUGUCAUCAUUUCGAACUGAGCUGCUCACACAUUUAGAAUUUGAUAAGCGCUUUAAACAGUUUUGCCGAGUCUCUAAUAAUGUUUUAACAUGGUUUCAUAAGUGCGGGGUUUUAUGUGAAGUUGUUGCCACCAGAAUUUUUUCAAUAAGGCAUUAGGGCAUCUUUGUUGAGUUUCAAGCCUUUCUUGGUUGCUUACCUGAGAUUUGCUUCUAAUUCUCUCUUGGGAGGGUUGACCUUAGGAAGGGGCAGCGUGGACCAAACUCUACCAAGGUUCUUUGUGACAUUUUUCUCCAGAAUGACGAUUGACCAUUAAGCCACUCGGGGAAUUGUUGUUAAGUUGGUUUGUUACUUGAUGGUAGAAGCACAAGACGUUGUGGGAGGGCCCAGCAGCCACCCUGGUAUGUGGGGAGCCUGAGAACAUAGACUUUAGACUGAGUCAUAUCUAUCUUGCUCAGCAUUUUCUACACAAGCAGUUCUCCAGGGUUUCAGAUAGGAUUCUUUCCCCAGUUUUACCUAGAGAUGCCGGGCAUUGGACCUGGGGCCUUUUUCAUGUAAGGCAGAUGCCGUACCUGGGAGCUACAGCCCUUUGCUGCCCUAGAAGAUGGUCCAAAUGGCAUCUCUGGUGGCUUACCACACGGUGGCUGCAUGGAGAGCUGGGAGCUCCUGGUCCUAGCCCAGGUGGUUGCUGACAGCUCGGCACAACCUUCCUACCCCUUGAGUUAGAGAUGUCUUGCAGGGCCUCCAGCAGCCUUGUGCAAAUUGUGGGUGGCAGUGAUCCCAUGCAUAGAUCAUUCUGGAGUUGAAGGGCAUGGAAGGCCUUGGUUGGGCUAUAUUGCUUCUUUCUCGACUCAGUUGUGCCAAGUGGGAAUUGCAUUUUUUUUAGGAAAGCAGCUCAUUUGACGAUGCCUUGAAGCCCUACAAAGAAUUCCUCUUCCUUUAUGUUUUUGUUACACUGCUUUGCAGUGAGGUGUCCAUUGAAGCCUGCUGCUUUCUCUCUCUAAAAACAAUCUAUCCUCCAAGAAACCAAGUAACACAUCUGGAGUCCAUGACUGCCUCUGUUUCAGGUUGGCCUAAUAAUAAUAAUAAUAAUAAUAAUAAUAAAUUAUUUAUACUCCGCCCAGCCACUCUGGGCAGCUCCCAACCAAAUAUUAAAAAUAUGAUAAAAGAUCAAACAUUAAAAACUUCCCUAAACAGGGCUGCCUUCAGAUGUCUUCUAAAAAUCAGAUAGUUGUUUAUUUCCUUGAAAUCUGUCUCCGAUUCCCAAUGGGCACCAGCAACCACUAGGCCAAACAACUGCCCAGUGAACGAGACACUGCUUAGUGAUACUUCACUGACUCCCACUUUAGAAUUGGCCUCUUUCUUCUCAAUUUUGCAUCAUCUCUGCUCCAAAGUGUUUUGUUUUUUUUUUAAAAAAAAACCCUGAGGAAACCGCAAAUAAUUAUCCUGAGGUUACACAAUUCAUCCCCCAAGAGAUUCCACAGGUGGCGUCUCCCCAAGCCCCAACUCAUUUGGCUGCUUAUCUGGUAGGGAGAAAGGACAGCAGCAAUCUCUGGAUCAGCCUUCUCCAAUUUGAUGCCCCGAAAAGUUUUUGGACUGGAACUACUAUCAGCCCCAGAUUUGGGAAGGCUGAUCUAGAGGAACAAUAUUGGCUCUGUAUUCAUGACUUUAUUCCCCCCCCCCCCAUUUGAACCGCACAAGUGUUGUAAAAUCUCCCCUCUUUGGUCUGGGAGGGGGUGGGAUGUGUGUGUAUUCUGUAUGUAUAAAUUGCAACGUCACCUACCUGUUAACGUGUGUACGUAUUUAUUUAUAUAUUUACCUCUGCCUUUAUAUGCCCAGCGAGUUGCUUUUUUUGCUAAGUUUAGACAAAGAUUCAAGAGAGCUAGGACUAGCUUUAUUGUUGGACCAAUCCUAGGUGGAAACCUAGGACCGCGCUUGAUGCGAGGAGCUAUCCCUUCUUGGCAGUGACUUGGCGUGUUCAGUUCGGCCACUGAUUGUCAGCUGGGAAUGAAAGAGGGGCAGAAAGGAAAAGGGUCAGGAAACGGCCCUGAGCUCCUGUCUCAGCAGAAGCAGCAGCAGCAGAUGGAUCGAUGAGGAGCCUUGUGGAAUUGACCAGCAUCUGAGACGGGUGAACAACAAGUAGCCUGUAGGACCAGUGACUGGUUGGGGAAGGGCCGUAGCUCAGUCGCAAAGCGCUCAUUCUGCACACAGAAAGCCUCAGGUUCAAUCUCCAGCAUGUUCAGGGAGGGCUGGUGAAAGUAUUUUGCUUGAAACCUUGGAGAGCUACUGCCAGCCAUUGAAGACAAAAACUGAGCGAGAUAGGCCAGUGAACUGACGCAGCAUCAGGCAGCUUCCUAUGAAGAGAAGAGGCGAGCCAGGGAUGUUAAGGUGGCUGCCUUGUGCUCCUGUAUAUUAGAAAAAUGAGUGGGUGUGAAAAAGGGCCCCACCCAGGCUGGCAAGGCUGCUUGUCCAAAUGGGAUCAGUGAGGAGAACAGAGGCGCCAAGGAAAUCCAGGAUCCAGUGCAGAUAUGGACAUGCAGUCUGUGGGUGGGUGGAAGUUAUUAUUACUUUAAGACUUCAGGAUGUUGUACUUGAGGUUCCAGUACAGAAGCUGG
This is a messenger RNA of Podarcis lilfordi (Lilford's wall lizard), 33734 nucleotides long. The record is from the annotation of a GenBank genome assembly. Lineage: Eukaryota; Metazoa; Chordata; Lepidosauria; Squamata; Lacertidae.